Molecule: messenger RNA, 1125 nt
Organism: Branchiostoma floridae (Florida lancelet)
Lineage: Eukaryota; Metazoa; Chordata; Leptocardii; Amphioxiformes; Branchiostomatidae
Product: hyaluronan mediated motility receptor-like
Exons: 12
Coding region: 1-1125 (374 amino acids)
Molecular function (GO): hyaluronic acid binding
Source: RefSeq, a predicted model, not a curated record
AUGUCCUUCUCUAAGGCGAAGAUCAAGCGAUAUUACGACGAUGCUGGCUGUGCCCCACCACCAGGACACUACGAGGUGCAGCAGCCUGAGAACGCAGCUCACGGAGCGGUCAUCACCAAAUCUGAGCGCUUCAAGGUGCCAAAAGAUCCCCCUCCUCCCCCCUCGUCUGGGAAGCCAAGCCGUACCAAGAGCAGCUCCACCAGUAACCUGAGCGCAUCUGGAGACGGACUGGCCAAGAAACUCUUCCCUGGAGGGACCCCUGGGUCUGCAGCCAAAGGCAAGACACCAGACCAGGCCUCUUCUGAGCUAAAGAAAGAGAAGGAUCGUCUGGAGCGAGAGCUGUGUUUGCUGCAGCAGCCUACAGAGCACGAUGCGCAGCUGUCUGCAGCUAAAGAGGAGCUGCAGAAAACAGAGGGGAAGCUGAAGGCUGCGCUCGCCGAGAAAAAGCCUGAAUACUCACAAUUACUUGUUUUCUUGCAGCUUCGUCGGUUGCUACAGCAGCGUACAGAGCACGAUGCCCAACUGGCCGCAGCUAAAGAGGAGCUGCAGAAAACGGAAGGGAAGCUGAAGGCUGCCCUCGCCGAGAAGAACACGCUCACGACCAACGUGGCACAGCUCGAGAGGCAGAGCAAGGAGCUGAACAAGACAAAUGAUCUGCUCAAGACAAAGGUUUCCAGUAUGGAAGGCACCAGACAGAGACACGAGAGUGCUCACCAGGACCUGGCUGAUACCAGGGCUAAACUACAGGCAAAGCAACAGGAGCUGUCCAGCCUACAGACAGAGUGUGAGGCACAGGUGCGGAGCCUACAGGCAGACCUGGAUGCUGCCAGGACAAACAUCGCUGCUCUGAAGGAGAGGAACGAGGCACUGGCCAAAACCAACCAGGAGAUCCAGGUGCUGAGUGAGCAGACAGAGAACGAGGUCUCCCAGCUGCAAAUGCUUACCGACCAGCUGAGAUCUGAGAACAGGUCACUGGAGGAGGCCAUGGCACAGGAGAAGGAGGAAAGUCAGACUCUGCAGAAGAAACUCCAGGAGGCCAUACAGGAGUCGGAGAGAAGGGUUCAGCAGAUAUCCGACAGUCUGACAGAAAAAUAUCAGAAUGCUGUAGAACGUCAGGAGAACUGA